AUGAGUUUGCGGGGGCCAUCGUUUAGUGUCCCUAAUGCGGAAGGUGUGCCGCGGCUCACGGAUAUCGCGCUGUAUCUUUGUGGGAAGGCCCUGGCCUCUGUUUGGCCGUUGAUUGUUGAGUCAGGUCCAGAAACGGCCGAGACAUUUGCCAGAUGGUACGUUCACCGCGUGGCGUUCACGCACGAGCGUGUGGCGGACGAUUUCAACGAGGCACGGAACGUCGAAGCGCCGGCUGACACGCGGGACGGGGGCGAGGCAAACUUCUCCCUUGCGUUUAAUGUGUUGUGCCGGGGACCCGUUGAAAAUGAGUCUUGCAGCCGGCAGCAGCGGGAACGGUCUUCCUCUGUGCCCAUGGUCUUUGGAUUUGCAGAACAAUCCAAGCCAUCUGUGUCGUCUUUGGCGCCUACAUCAUUGGUGUUUAUGGAGGGGAAUGUAGGGAUUGACAGCGACAGGCAUCGUGCAUUCGCGUACUUUGAGGAGCUGCUGGAUCUUUUCGGAGAUGCUGCUGGACGUGAUAUUCGGGAGGAUUUUCUCCAUUGCGUUAUUUCUCUCAUUACGGGAGAAGCUUCUUGUUCCACCCAUGCCCCACGACCCCUGUGGGGUAGCAAAAGCCUCCAUGAGCGGGCCGCAGUGAUACUCUCGUCAUUUUCAGUCUUGCUCACGCCGAGGAGUGAAUUCUCCGCUGAGAAUGUGGCACGGAGUAUCACACGCUCUUUUUUGGUUUGGAUGAGUGUCAGCUGGAGCUGUGCAUCCUUUGGAUGGAAGACGCAUAUAGCGCGGGUGGUGGGGCAGUGGCUCGCCGAUUUUGAGUCUCGGCGGACAUCGACGGUGUUGUCAAAGACGAUGCUGCCGUUGAGUCAACCCACGCGACUGCCGCACAGGCCAAAAUUCUCGGCUCAUGGGUCUUUUGCAAGAACCCUCCACCCGGUCUUGGCAGGGAGGCAGAGGCUGAACAUUUCCAGCAUGUACAUGGCCAUGCGACGCAUUUGUGAGGGUUGCUUACCGAGUGACAAAGGGCUCAUGGAGUUGCUUAUUCAAAGUGGGUGCGGGGCUGAGUCUGUCGACCAGAACGUGUUGGAAUACAUGAUGAGUGAUGCAACAACAGGAGGUGGGGUCUCUGACACGAAUCUGUCCCAUUACUCCAUCCUGCUGAGAAUUACAAGCGGCAUGCUCCUCUACGCUCAAUUUUAUCUGACGGUAAACUCCUUGGAGGCGGCCCUUCAUUGUGCACAAACUGCUGUCCUUGUUGGACACCAGUGGCGCUCCGACGAAUUUCUCACAAUGGCACACUACAGCAGUUUCCUUGUCCAUUUUGCCAGCCAAGACACUCCUGCUGCUGCGGGAGAAAUCGCCAUCAUGCUUCAAGUAGCGGAUGCCGCAUCUCGUAGGGAAGACGAUAUAGGCAGUGAAGCGAAUAACAACGCACCCCGAUAUCAUGCCGGGUGCUUAGGUUACAUGGGGGCGGCUUUGUUACUGCUUAUUUGCCCAGGAACAGUUGAUACUUACUUACGCUCCGUGAUUAUUGCUGGUAUUGUGGCAGGGAGGCCCGCCUUUAGCGAAGCAACAGCUGAGGGCAAGGCUGUGCUGGGCAGCGCUCGCAAGAAUCAUAGCAGUCAUGCAGACACAGAAGCGGCUCGUGGCGGCCACUCCGUUGUGGUGCAGACCCUUGCCCAAACGGUGCGGUUUGCACUUUGGCUGUCCGAGAUGGAGACGCUUCUUGAUCCCUCCUCAACAGUUGUGACGGAGAUUAUUACUGGCGUUGGGCGUGAGACUCUGAUGAUUAUUGCGGGGCACUACGGUGUGCGUGCCUCGCAGAAGGCCAUCAACACCACCUCUCUUGGUUACCUUCUGAGUCAGCUGGACGAGGAGGUCUCCACGACCUUGUCUUUAUUCUCGUAUGAACCCCCAUCACUCCUGUUGCAUGAGAUGUUGCGUCAAACAGCUCAUCGUGCAUUGGCCAUGCAGGUUGGCGCAGCAGAUGCUUCACCUGGAACGGGACCAUUCAACAUCUUAUACGACUUCCUUGUGGCGGUUGAGGUUCACUAUGGCGAGGAGGGCGCGGAGGUUUUGCAAGGGAACUUCUUUUUUACAUCUACCUACCGCUUCAUGUUUGCCAUCUGGCUUAAGAAACAUGGGUACAUGAAGUCGGCAUAUCAGGAACUCACCCGACUCGCUGACAGCAUGCUGUUUCAUAGUCGUAGCAGCCUGGAAAAUGUCAUGCUGGGUGGAGAAACUGCAUCUGUAACCACCGUAGCUGGGGAAGCGAGUGGGGACGUUUUAGCUACUGGCGGCACUCCAGCAGCUAAAAAAUUGCCACAUACAACGGCAGGAGUUAAGAAACGUGGUCUGGAGUACUGGCCGCCUGACCACUUGUUGCUUUGGCAGCAUGUGCAGUUUGAGCGGGCGCAGCUUGCACGCUACCUUGGUUACUCCUCUACCUUGCCUGCUAUUGAUGAGAUGCUUCGUCGUGUGAGUGCGGGGAGCCAUUUUGUUAUGGGUGUACUGUACGCCGAUCUUGUUGCCACCAUAAUGUGCUUCCAGCGUGGAAACUACGGUGAAGCCCUCCAUGCACUUGACAAGGUCUUGAACAGCGCGAAACGUAUUGGGUUGACUUUGGUGCAAGCACACGCAUAUUCAAUGCGGGUAUUUGUUUUGCUGGCGUGUAGUCGAUGGAAGGAUGCACUGGAAACCUUGAGUGCUAUGCCUCCUGUUCCAUCGCUUCUGGAGCCGGGCUUCCUUAUUGCUCAGCUGCGUGCGCAGAGCGAGGUGAUGAUGGCGUCCUCGACAGCACAAGAAGCCGACCUCACCGCAGUUCUGGAGCACUACGUACGGCGGAUGGAGGCGUUUGGGUGUUUCCUCGAGGAGCCAGAGGAGGAGGAUUCCGUCGGCAUCACAUUAGCUGAAAAAUUGUGCGUGCAUGCCUGCGUCGCCCGCUUUGCCGUGACGUUUUCGGCGGAGCAGCGGCAGUCGUGGGAAAAUAAUUUAGCAGCACUUUCAAAACAAUUGAAACAACGCCAGUUUCAAGAAGGGAAUUGGCUGGUGCUGUGCAAUGCGCCAAUGCGGCGUGUCUGCCGAGAUAUUAUAUCAGGUGCGCUACUGCAGCAGCUUAUGCGGGACUCACUGAGAGAUGCAUAG
Messenger RNA from Trypanosoma rangeli, 3135 nucleotides. RefSeq lists its product as uncharacterized. The transcript has a single exon. Lineage: Eukaryota; Euglenozoa; Kinetoplastea; Trypanosomatida; Trypanosomatidae. The record is from RefSeq and is a predicted model, not a curated record. Bases 1 to 3135 code for a protein of 1044 amino acids.